Molecule: messenger RNA, 1203 nt
Organism: Pyrenophora tritici-repentis Pt-1C-BFP
Lineage: Eukaryota; Fungi; Ascomycota; Dothideomycetes; Pleosporales; Pleosporaceae
Product: S-TKc multi-domain protein
Biological process (GO): protein phosphorylation
Molecular function (GO): ATP binding; protein kinase activity
Source: RefSeq, a predicted model, not a curated record
AUGAUAGGCGAAAAUAGCCUUGCAAAUCUCGAGCAGGCCAUGGCUGUCGAGUAUGACUGCCACAACAGUCUAUCGGCCACAGAAUGUCCACAUAUUCUGGAUAUCUACGGGUGUUCAUUGCGUCCGAGGCUGCAUCCACCCCAUCUGGGUUACCUUUAUAUUGAGUAUGCUGAGCAUGGCGAUUUGUGGGACUUGUUGGAUCAUUUGAAAAAGAACCCAGGUGAACAACUUCCAGAACCAUAUAUAUGGUUAAUCUUCCGCGGCAUGCUGGAAGCGGUUUUUGCGAUGACGUGUGGCACAGCUAUUCCGAAAAAUCUGCCUUCUGACCAAAGCGGACUUGGACUGGAAGAUAGAUUUGGCCCUGGAUGGGAGCCUUUUAUCAAUCCUGACAUAAAGCCGGAAAACAUAGUGCUGGCUAGACCGCAAGAUGGCUACUACUCUGGCUACUUGACAGCGAAAAUGAUUGACUUUAGAGUCACGUAUACUGAAAGACGCUUUGAAAGCUCACAAGUCAAAGGCGGUGGUAUAGGCACAAGGGGUUGGGGCCCACCCGAACAUCGAAUUCCCCCAGACAUUUGGAAUACAGAAUAUAGUGACACUCCCAUCCACGUACACUCAGAAAUCUUCAACGUCGCGCAAAUCGUGUUCUCUUUGAUGGAGGGUCAAAUUAGGCCGGUCACUGACAAGGAAAGGAGAGAGCAACGUAUUUCUCAUGAUCCAGCUUAUCAAAACUGCUACAAAGAUUGGGAAAAGGCGUACGGAUCCGUGAACAAGCUGGAAGGAGAAAUCCCAGAGUUUGCAAAGUCCAAGUUCAACCACAACAAAACCAUGUUGCCGAUUGGAGAAGUAGCACCAGCAACCGAUCAAUACGUGCCCUCUCAGGCGGAUGUACCAACUGAUACGCCAAAACCACCUCCCAAAGUAACAGGUAUCAAGGCGUCUGUCAUGGCUAUGACUAGCUUCAUUUUCCCCGGAUACUUCAGUAAUGCGGGCAGCCAAGUCCUCGGUAAUGCGGGCAGCCAAACGGGCCCGCGAGCAUACAAUCCACCGCCGCUGGGACCAGCAAAUCGGUACCUUGAGCCUGGAGCACGAAAGCCAUAUGAGGAGCCCGGGUAUCUUGAAUAUGUGACAGGCAUGGGAACAGGAGAAAAACGCAUUUAUGUGCGGCCUUCGCCAGUCCCGCAACCUACACAGCAAGUUUAG